Messenger RNA from Trichoderma virens Gv29-8, 1803 nucleotides. Its product is annotated as ankyrin repeat protein. The record is from RefSeq and is a predicted model, not a curated record. NCBI's taxonomy places the organism in Eukaryota, Fungi, Ascomycota, Sordariomycetes, Hypocreales, Hypocreaceae. Gene Ontology annotation, molecular function: protein binding. The transcript has a single exon. Bases 1 to 1803 code for a protein of 600 amino acids.
AUGGAGCAGAGCUCUUCAGACGCCACCGAGUCGAAUCAGGUCUCUCUCGGCUAUGACAUCAUUUACUACCUUUUAGCAGAGUGCGUGAACGAGCCUGGAACCAUUCUCAACUUUUGCCGUGCGAGUAAAAGAUGCUACGAGCUCUAUAUUCGCAUUUUAUAUCGGCACAACGUCCUCUACGGAGGGUGCUCGGCCCUACCAUGGGCUGCGAAGAAAGGAAAUUUGGGUCUGGUCCGGAAGAUUCUGGAGAUUCCAUAUAUGGAAGAGUUUGCAUCCACGGCCAUAUGGAACCAAGCGCUCAAAAUCGCCCAAAUCAAGGACAACGUGGGUUUGGCCGAGAUGCUGUUCGGCGUCAAGGCCGUACAGACUUUGAUCCAAAAUGCGGCAGCAGUCUUGGCUGGAAGAAGAGUGUAUCUCCCAUAUGAGUUUCCUCCACUAGAUGACGACAACCACUUGUUGUUGAAACCAAUGUUUGAAGCUGCAUGGAAGGGCCAACAGAAUUUCAUAAAGCUCUAUCUUCCCUACGUCAGCGUAGAUUUACAUGACAGUCAGAGCUGGACUUUAUUGCACUACGCUGUUGCUUCUGGACACAACUCCCUUAUCAAGCUUCUCAAGGAGGAGCAUAACGCCAACCCAGAUCUCCACCACCAUGCUUAUUAUAGGCCAAUUGAUCUAGCGGCCCAACAUGAUCACUCGAGGACUGUGGAGCUGUUACUUUCGUAUGGAGUUGACCCUUGUUACAAAGGCACUUCGAUUAGCAUCGCUUUCCUGCUCGCAGUCUCAGAGGGCCGGGAGAAUGUGGUAAAGCUCUUCCUGAAGGAUGAUCGCAUUGACCCCAAUGCGCGAAACGACGAAAUCAGGAUCGGCGGAUUAAUUGGAACGCCCCUGGAACUGGCUAUAUCAAAGGGCAGAGUUGGGGUUGUACGCCUUCUUCUUGAUGACGCCCGACUCAACCCAAAUGGCCGCGACAAUCGUGGCAGGCCUCCACUGGUGCUUGCUGCCACCAACUGUUUAUGCAAGUCACGAGGUGAAGCCAUUCUUGACAUGCUGCUGAAAGACAAAAGGGUCGAUUUCACUGCCAGAGAUCUUGAUGGUAACAACGCUUGCUUGGCAGCCGUCAAAAAAGCGUACUAUGAUAGAACUCGAAUGAUACUCGAGGCUGGCAAAAUUGAUCCUAAUGAAGGCGACAAAUUUGGAGAAACACCCGCCAUGUACGCUGCGCAGCACAAUAAUCGAAUACUCAAGCUGCUCAUAGAAGACAAGAGGGUGGAUCUGAACAAGAAAUCCAACAGCGGCGAUACGGCGCUGCUCAGGGCCACAAGAAUGAACAUGACGGAACACGUUGCGCUAUUGCUGAAAUCGCGCCGCGUCAACGUGGAUCAGCCAGACAACGGAGGGAAUACGCCAAUGAUAUGGGCCUGUCGCAAUUGGGAUUCCGUGACGGCGGCGCUAUUACUCAAAACGGGCAGCGUGAAUCUAGAGAAGAAGAGCAAUAUAGGCUGCACUCCACUGAUGAUUGCUGUAGGAUACGCUGCCCCCUCUGAGCCGUAUGCGGAACGCAUCGCGGAGAUGAUUCUGGAUACGGGGCACGACCUGCUUGACGUUCGAUACGACAAUGGAUUCACGCUUCUCGAGUGUGCGGUUGCACAAUGCUCGGAGAAGAUUGUAGUGAAGUUGCUAAAGACUGGCAAGGUGAUUGUGACGCCAGAGGCGAUGGAGCUUUGCCGAAUUGACGCCUUCAAAUGUUUGCUGUGGGAGUAUCAAAAGAGAUAUUGGAGAACAAGACGCUAUAUAUGUUUGUAG